Molecule: messenger RNA, 2778 nt
Organism: Callorhinus ursinus (northern fur seal)
Lineage: Eukaryota; Metazoa; Chordata; Mammalia; Carnivora; Otariidae
Source: RefSeq, a predicted model, not a curated record
AGAUUCAUCAACAAGACAGAAACUCCAAAAGAGGGAUUUCUUGGUAUAGAGAUUACAAGGGCAGACUCGGGAGCCAGAUAGCUUGGGCUCAAAUCCUGUCUCUGCCACUUACUGGUGAUGUGACCUUUGGCCAUGCGACUACAUAGUUCAUCUGUAGGUUGUUUGCAUGAAACAUGAUCACUGCUACCGAGGCAUCCUUUUGCUCCUGCUGAGUAGUGCCUGCCUGCAUCUUCAAUCUUUGUGUUGACAGCCACAUUGUUCCACUCUCCAUAAGAUGAAGGACCUCUCGGAUUGUGCUCCUCACCUCAUAAUGAGAAUUAUCAGCAGGCCCGGAUGGAUUCCUAAGCAAUAUGUGAAAAUGAGAUCCAGAGCCAUGAAAGGACUUACGGAGGAUCACUCAUCCCAGGCAGUGAUUGAGGCAUGCUAACAACUCAGGUCUUUUGACUUGUUCACAUUUCCUUCCAUUAUUGAUAUGUGACUUUGACUUCUGGGUAUUGGAUGGUGGGCACAGCCAAUUUAUGUCUUGAAUGGAAUAAUGAGGGAGUUAAGAUUCAUUUUCCGUGAGCCACCUCUGAACAUCACCCCUGUGAAGUCCUUUGGUGCCAUUUUGCUGAUGGCAGAAGCUUAAGGUGAAUGACUUCUGAACCUUCAUCACUGAGGAUAACAUGAAGCUAGUCACUUGCCAUCUCGCCACACCCGAGCAUGCCAAACUGCGUUUCAUGGAGGGAAUUCCAGAAAGACAUGUUGCCGACCCAAAGAAGGAAUUGCUCCUUAGAUAUGGGCAGAGCAAGGGGUGUGGAUGCACCCAGAGAGUAGCAAUGGUAGCGAGUGCAUUCUGAUUAAAAUCUGGCAAUUCCAUGAAGCUGCUGGUUGGAGAGAACGUAACAGCUGAGGAUUCAAGCAUCUGACCAUUCUGGUGCAUCAUUCUCUUCUCACUGGAACAUCUACAGCUAAGGAAGAAGCACUUACACUACUGGGAAGAUGGAAUAGAAUACUUUUUCCUAUUUCUUUGGAUAAGUAUAACCCAAACCCUGGACAGUAUAUAUAAAACACACAUAAGAAGAUUAUGAAAGGUGGAAAGAAGAAGGCAGAAGACCGAGGAACCUUAAGACUCAAGGAACAACAUAAUGGUUAAAUUGUUUAAAAGCAUCUCGGCAAGAUGAGAAUCUAUCCUGCUUUAAAAAAAGCCCUGGGAAAGAAUACCAGAGAACAAAAGAUAACAUAUUAUGUGGCUCCUGUCAAAGUGCAUCAGACACAGCAUCAUUGGAGACUCUUGCCAGUACCAGUUAUCCUGGUCCAGUCACCGGCUAUGAGGUUUCAACGUGGUUGCUCCUGUUUUCUUCCCAGCGCUGUUACCAAAUGGCUGGCCCUCAGGGCCCUAUGAUUUAUGCAGGAGCAGAGGCAGCACGCAAUCGAGCUGUCAAGAGAGCGUCAGCUUAUUAGGCAAAUGCUGCGUGGUUUCUGAAGAGGGUCGACGCUAUAAAAUCCCACUCCAGGCUCUGGUGUGGAGAAACUCAGAGCCCAAGUCCGUUGAGAGACUGAAGAGAAAGAUAAGAGGUGAAGAAAAGAGAGUGAGGACAGAAAGGAGAGGGAAGAAAACCCCUGAAAAAGCCCGGAGACGUUCCUCUGCAGAGAGGCGGCAGCGCCCCACUCACCUGCAGAAGCACCUCAGAAGCGAGCGCCCCUAACAUGCGGCUGCCGCUGCUCUUGUCCGCGGGCGUCCUGCUGGUGGCUCUCCUGCCCUGCCCACCAUGCAGGGCCCUCGUCAGCCGGGGGCCCAUCCCCGGCGCCCGGCAGGUGCCGCAGCACCCCCAGCCCAUGGAUUUCUUUCAGCUGCCGCCGCAGCCCCAGCAGCCCCAACAGCCUCAGGCUCGGCCCGUCCUGCUCCGCAUGGGGGAGGAAUAUUUCCUCCGCCUGGGUAACCUCAACAAGAGCCCCGCUGCGCCCCUCUUGCCAGCCUCUUCACCUGUCGCUGGCGGCAGCGGCAGCCGCCUUUCGCCGGACGAGGCGGCCGCCAACUUUUUCCGCGCGUUGCUGCAGCAGCUGCCGCUGCCCCGGCGCCCGCUCGACAGCCCCGCAGGUCCCGCCGAGCGCGGAGCGGAGAACGCCCUUGGCAGCCGCCAAGAGACACCGGAGAGGGAGAGGCGAUCCGAGGAACCUCCCAUCUCGCUGGAUCUCACCUUCCACCUCCUCCGAGAAGUCUUGGAAAUGGCCAGGGCCGAACAGUUAGCGCAGCAAGCUCACAGCAACAGGAAACUGAUGGAGAUUAUUGGGAAAUAAAACGGUGCGUUUGGCCAAAAAGAUGCAGCAUUUAGCACAAAAAAGUUAAAAAAAAAAUACAGUAUUCCGUACCAUAGCGUUGCUCUGAUACCAUUUGUUUAUUUUUUUAUAGCUUGAAGCCUAGACGAUAUACAGCAAGAGAGCCUAUACUUAAUUAGCAUGCACAAAGUGUAUUCACGUGCAGUAACAGCAACAAAAUGUUAUUUGUAUUGUCUACUUUUAGUUUCCAUUUCCAGGUGUCUUUAAUGGUGUAUAGAAAGUGUAGACCCAGAAGGAAAUGUUUUGAAGCAGACAGAAGUCACCCAAUUUAUUUUGUUGUGGUCUGAGCCAAAGAGAAUGUCACUCUCUUGGGUGGGUGAAACAAAAUCUGUAAGCUCUUUGAAUCAACCUUUCCUUGUAAACGUUUCAGUAAUAAAACAUCUCUCCCAAUCCUUGGUCCAUUUGGUUGUGUAAAAGAAUGUUGAAUAUUUAUAUUUUUAAUAAAAGCUGCAAAGGUAA